Messenger RNA from Tripterygium wilfordii, 1189 nucleotides. RefSeq names its product remorin 4.1-like. Bases 166 to 957 code for a protein of 263 amino acids. The transcript is spliced from 2 exons. The record is from RefSeq and is a predicted model, not a curated record. NCBI's taxonomy places the organism in Eukaryota, Viridiplantae, Streptophyta, Magnoliopsida, Celastrales, Celastraceae.
UUACACAGUCCCUCUCCCAUUUCUUAACCAUACUGUUCAAACAUCAAUUAAACCUCGUUGAAAAUUCUCAUAUUUCUCAUGCUUGUCUCCGGCCGGGAACCACUCUUCACCCAUCUUCUUCAACCCACCACAAACUGACGAAUUAAGAGAAAUUAAUUAAUCAUCAUGUUAACCACUCAGAGUCACAGUGAUGACUACGAUCAAAGCGAUGACGAACAUGUCCGCGACAUCCACGCCCUGACUCCUCCACACCCUCAGCCGGUCGCCAGCCGUAGGCGUUGGGACAGUACCAGUGGCAGCCAAAGAUCAUCCUCUUUGUCCAUGGCCAGCGAGGUCAGCACGGAAAAUUUCACAUCCAUGAGCCGAGAAUUCAACGCUCUUGUCCUCGCGGGGUCCACGAUAAACGCCGACUCAAUAAGUGGUGGCAGUGGCAACAACAAUAACAACUCCGCCAACAAUAAUACUAGUAAUCUGCGCAGGAUUGGGGAGAAUCAUGAGGUUCCUGUGGAGGAGGAGGAGACUAAUCCUUUAGCGAUUGUUCUGGAUAGUAAUCCGUUAGAUGUUCCGCCACGGGCGGCGGAGGUGGGAGGUGUUGAGGUGUCGGUGCAGAGGGUGAAGAAAGAGGAGGUGGAGACGAAGAUAUCGGCGUGGCAGAACGCCAAGAUUGCGAAGAUUAAUAACAGGUUUAAGAGAGAGGAUGCUGUGAUUAAUGGUUGGGAAUCUGAGCAAGUCCACAAGGCUACUUCUUGCAUGAAGAAAGUUGAGAGGAAAUUGGAGGAAAAAAGAGCAAGAGCACUAGAGAAGAUGCAGAAUGAGGUGGCAAAAGCAAGAAGAAAAGCAGAGGAGAAGAGGGCUUGUGCUGAGGCUAAGAGAGGAACAAAAGCUGCUAGGGUUCUUGAAAUAGCCAACUUAAUGAGAGCUGUUGGUAGACCCCCUGUCAAGCGCUCUUUCUUUUAAAACCCUUGAACUUACUAAUAAAAAAACAGUUUGCAAGGGGUUCCUUCCGUUUUAGACUAUUUAGGAACCCUAAUUAUGUUAAAUCAAAGUCUUAGGGUUGUCUUUUUGAGUUUCUUCAAGUGUGUUAAUUAAGGUUUUGGGGAGGGCUUUUUUGUUUUGGGUUGAAAAACUUGGCUGUGUGUUGUACAAAUUAAGAAAUAUAUUGCUUCUUCUUAUACAUAACUGUUGGGAA